AUGGGACAUCGCAUGGGACAUCUUUUGGUCCGUGUUGCACUUUUUAUAUGUGCCAUAGGAGUGACACGAACUCAGAAUGCUGAUGGUUUGGAUCAGAAACACAAUCCCGACAACAUCAGCUCGGCGUCUCAAAGUGACGCCAACCUGGACAACAUGUUCACAUCCCUGGAGUCGCCAAUCUUCGCCUUUGAGAAGGAACUGGACGAUGCCAUCAGACGUCUCGGUCUGGACGACCAAACCUUUUUUGAAACAGGCGUUGAUUUCUUCGGCGGAUCUUCUGCUAUCGCCCUUCAUUCGAUGGUAAUCAACACCAAGGCCGAGGCUGUGAGACUCGGCAUCACAGAGAGACAAAGGAUAUACGCCAUUAAAGCUGUCUCCAACAGCCCCACUUUUGUCAACUCGAGUCGGUCUGAUGUCCUCUCGGAACUGCGGGAUUUCUUUUCGGAGAGCGAUUCUGACUUCAGAGACUUUUUCCAAGACGUGGGAAAAUGUCCGACCGACGAGGUGGUCACGUGUGACCCGAAGUCUCGUUUCCGUGAAUCUGACGGGAGUUGCAAUAACUUCAAGCAUCCAAGAUGGGGGAAGUCCUUCACCCCUUUCAGAAGGUUCAUGCCUCCACAAUACGAUGAUGGUGUGUCAAAGCCACGGGCCCGUGGACGAGAUGGUUCUCCCCUCCCGAACCCUCGCCUCGUGAGUCACACCCUCCACGCCAGUGACGAGAACGUCCCCGAUUCCCCAUCCAUGAGUCACAUUGUGAUGCAGUGGGGUCAGUUUGUUGACCACGACAUCACCAGUACACCAAUACACACUGGGCUGAAUGGUUCCAUUGUCAGAUGUUGUAUUGAUGACCUCCCGCCAGGCACCUCCGCAGACAUUGUCAAAAAGAUCGCAGACAGGGAUGUCUGUUUUCCCAUCCCCAUUCCGCCCAACGACCCCAAGUUCCGGAACAGGACGUGCCUCAACUUCGUACGCUCCAUACAGGUUGUUAAUGCCGACUGCCAGUUUGAACCGGUGGAGCAGUUGAACCAGAUCACCGCCUUCAUCGACGGGUCUCAGGUGUAUGGAUCUACAAGGAAAGAACAAGAUCAACUCAGACUGCAUCACAAAGGCCUGUUCAAGGUUCACGAUCUGCAGCUUCUGCCAGAAUCAAAGAUGAAAAACUGCAUUCCUGACAAACCACAGCACUUCUGCUUCCUGGCAGGCGAUGAGCGAGUUAAUGAACAAAUGGGGCUGACCAGCCUUCAUACAAUAUGGAUGAGAGAACACAACCGAAUCUGCCGUAUCCUGAACCGACUUAACCCUCACUGGGGAGAUGAGCGGAUCUUCCAGGAAGCUAGGAAGAUCAUUGGAGCUAUGAUCCAGAAGAUCACAUAUGAUGAGUUUCUCCCAGUCCUCCUCAACAAGCCCACCACAAAAUACUUCAACCUUGACUCAAGCCAGUGGGGGUAUCACAACGUCUACAAAGACAACACUGACCCCAGCAUCAGAAGCGCUUUUGCAACCGCAGCCUAUCGUCUAGGACAUACUCUCAUCCGCGGGACGUUCUCCGAGCUGGCGUCACCCUUCUCGAUAUCUGGACAAGCGACCUUGAAAUCUCUGUUCGGAAACACGUCUUUCAUCUUGGACACAAGAGGUCAGUCCAUCCCGUGGCUGAUUGGCGGGAUGACCAGGGAUCACUCCAGAACGUUUGACCGUUUCAUCACACCGGAUGUGACAGAUAACUUGUUCUUGGACAAGGAUGGUAACAGUCUGGACUUGGCAUCCCUGAACAUCCAGAGAGGGCGGGAUCAUGGUCUGCCAGGAUACAACGCCUGGAGGAGAUGGUGCAAGCUGCCUGAGGCUGACCAUUUUGGAACCGGAAGUGGUGGACUUAUAGAUCAUCCACCAGAUUCUGCUCAAAUACUCGGGACUUUGUACAGUCACCCUGACGACAUCGACCUAUUCCCCGGUGCCAUCAGUGAACGCCCCCUCCCUGGAGGUGUGGUCGGACCAACUGUUGCAUGCAUCAUUGGCACUCAGUUCCAGCUCCUCAAAGAAGGGGACAGGUUUUGGUACGAGACAGGGUUGGAGCCAGUCCGCUUCUCUAUAGGUCAGCUCCACUCUCUCCGCUCUGCCUCUCUGGCCAGGGUGAUCUGUGACAAUGCAUACAUGCCUCUCAUCCAGCCCAGCGCUUUCAGAGUGCCGGACUUCAUCCACAACCCACUGGUCCGAUGCACAGACCUACCAGAGCUUGACCUGACCUACUGGAGGGAAGUCCGUCCUCUCUGGACCAUGUGGUCUAUGUGGUCACCGUGCAUCAACGGCAUGCAGCAUCGUCAACGGAAGUGCAUCUUCGGAUACAGCAAAUGUAUGGGUCCCGACAUGGAGCAGAGGUCGUGCACAAUGUUCCCACACAUGUCCUUCGGGACAUGGAUGCUGUGGUCAAGCUGGUCACCUUGUACGAACAACCUUCGACAGAGGCGCAGAGUGUGCGUGCGGAGCUUCAUCCCCGUCCACACGUGUAUUGGGGAUACAGCAGAGAUGAUGGGGUGUGGUCAGCACCACAAGUUAUGCCCGUUCUCCGAGUACAACGUAGCGCAGCAGGCUUGUCUGAGACAAUUUUCAGUUCGAAAGAACUUCGGUUGA
Molecule: messenger RNA, 2625 nt
Organism: Haliotis rubra (blacklip abalone)
Lineage: Eukaryota; Metazoa; Mollusca; Gastropoda; Lepetellida; Haliotidae
Product: peroxidasin-like
Exons: 12
Coding region: 1-2625 (874 amino acids)
Biological process (GO): response to oxidative stress
Molecular function (GO): peroxidase activity; heme binding
Source: RefSeq, a predicted model, not a curated record